Messenger RNA from Dipodomys ordii (Ord's kangaroo rat), 3407 nucleotides. It is a transcript of the gene Hmgcs1, whose product is annotated as 3-hydroxy-3-methylglutaryl-CoA synthase 1 (soluble). Gene Ontology annotation, biological process: acetyl-CoA metabolic process. The coding region runs from base 174 to 1730 and encodes 518 amino acids. The record is from RefSeq and is a predicted model, not a curated record. Gene Ontology annotation, cellular component: cytosol. Gene Ontology annotation, molecular function: hydroxymethylglutaryl-CoA synthase activity. Lineage: Eukaryota; Metazoa; Chordata; Mammalia; Rodentia; Heteromyidae. The transcript has 11 exons.
UCGGGUGGGUCGGCGGCUAUAAAACUGGUGAGUGGAGGGAGGCGUCGCGUACGCUUCUUUCGCGGUCGGCACCUUCUCCUCGGUCUCAGCCUGGUCACAUUCGGUGCCCGAAGGAGGAAGCAGUGACAGACCUGGAGACUGCAGUUCUCAGUCCUUCGCACAGCUCUUUCACCAUGCCUGGGUCACUUCCUUUGAAUACAGAAGCUUGUUGGCCAAAAGAUGUGGGAAUCGUUGCCCUUGAAAUCUAUUUUCCUUCUCAAUACGUUGAUCAAGUAGAGUUGGAAAAAUAUGAUGGUGUAGAUGCUGGCAAGUAUACUAUUGGCUUAGGCCAGGCCAAGAUGGGCUUCUGUACAGAUAGAGAAGAUAUCAACUCUCUUUGCCUGACUGUGGUUCAGAAUUUGAUGGAAAGAAACAACCUUUCCUAUGAUUGUAUUGGGCGGUUAGAAGUUGGUACAGAGACAAUCAUUGACAAAUCAAAAUCGGUGAAGACAAACUUAAUGCAGCUGUUUGAGGAGUCCGGGAAUACAGAUAUAGAAGGAAUUGAUACGACGAAUGCGUGCUAUGGAGGAACAGCUGCUGUCUUCAAUGCUGUUAACUGGAUUGAGUCUAGCUCUUGGGAUGGACGGUACGCACUGGUUGUUGCAGGAGAUAUUGCUAUUUAUGCCACAGGAAAUGCCCGGCCUACAGGUGGAGUUGGAGCUGUGGCUCUGCUAAUUGGCCCAAAUGCUCCUUUAGUUUUUGAGCGUGGGCUUCGUGGGACACAUAUGCAACAUGCCUAUGACUUUUACAAGCCUGAUAUGCUUUCUGAAUAUCCCAUAGUAGAUGGAAAACUCUCCAUACAGUGCUACCUCAGUGCACUAGACCGCUGCUAUUCUGUCUACCGCAAAAAGAUCCGAGCCCAAUGGCAGAAAGAGGGAAAGGAUAAAGAUUUUACCUUAAAUGAUUUUGGCUUCAUGAUCUUUCACUCACCAUAUUGUAAACUGGUUCAGAAGUCUCUAGCUCGGAUGUUACUGAAUGACUUUCUUAAUGACCAGAACAGAGAUAAAAAUAGCAUCUAUAGUGGCUUGGAAGCCUUUGGGGAUAUUAAAUUAGAAGACACUUACUUUGACAGAGAUGUGGAAAAGGCAUUUAUGAAGGCUAGUUCUGAACUAUUUAACCAGAAAACAAAGGCAUCUUUGCUUGUAUCAAAUCAAAAUGGAAACAUGUAUACAUCUUCAGUAUAUGGUUCACUUGCUUCUGUUCUAGCACAGUACUCCCCGCAGCAGUUAGCAGGGAAGAGGAUUGGUGUGUUCUCUUAUGGUUCGGGCUUGGCUGCUACCUUGUACUCUCUUAAAGUUACACAAGAUGCCACACCAGGGUCUGCUCUUGAUAAAAUAACAGCAAGUUUGUGUGAUCUUAAAUCAAGACUAGACUCAAGAACUUGUGUGGCUCCAGAUGUUUUUGCUGAAAACAUGAAGCUCAGGGAAGACACUCAUCACUUGGCCAACUAUAUUCCCCAGUGUUCAAUAGACUCACUGUUUGAAGGAACAUGGUACCUAGUUAGAGUGGACGAGAAGCACAGGAGAACGUACGCUCGGCGCCCUUCACCAAAUGACCACACUUUGGACGAAGGACUUGUACAUUCAAACAUAGCAACUGAGCAUAUUCCAAGCCCUGCUAAGAAAGUGCCAAGACUCCCAGCGACCGCAGCAGAACCUGAGGCAGCUGUCAUUAGUAACGGUGAACAUUAAGACAUGCUGUGAGGGGCAAGACUUCGCGGUGGGUUGGGCUUGGGGUGGGGGUGUGGGCAUGAUGGUAGGAAUGGGAUGCCCGGGGACAGUUUUAAAGAAUUACAUGUUUAAAUUGUUAUGUGACUGACACAGAGCCUAGAAAACUGUCAUGUUGUUGGAAAAGUGUCUACACAGUUUGCUAACAUGCUUCAUAUUGUGGUCUGGCCAACGCUAAAUGUACUCAAAUGAUGUUAAGGGCUCUGUAUAACUUUAUACCUCUUUGGCCAUUUAUAUGCAUGAAGUAUAGUUUUUAAAUAUGGUAUCAAUCGUGUGCUUCUGUUAAAAGAAAGCAGAGGUACUCUAGUUAUGAAUUUAAAACACAGGAUUUUAUACUUUGAACAAACAAGAUUACUGAAAGUACCUGUGGCUUUUAAAAACCUUUUCUAGCUUGGGUACUGUGGACUUAACAUGUGAUAUGCACAAACCCUGCUUGAAAAUAAACAGUAAGACAAAUAUUCUGGUUUUGUAAGAUUUGUAAACUUUAUAAAGAAGCAGAAAAGAGGGUUAUAAUGGUUCUGGAAUCUGGCUAUUGAUUGAAGUCAGGUUAGCAGUAACGAACAUUACAAUAUUGACCUCUGAGCAGAGAUGUUAGCCGUAAGCAGGCUUCUGGUAGAGAAAUAGAAAACACAGUUUGUCUACACAUUGUGGAUACAGGAAUUGUGAGUUCAAUAUGAUUAUGCUCAGCAAUAUUGAGACAUUAUUGCAGGGGAAUGUGAGAAAGCUUGUUGCAAUCCUUCUUUGCACCUUAUUUUAAAGGGUAAAUGAACAUUUUCUUUUUGGCUGCCUUUUUAAAUUUAAGUAGGAAGGAUGGGGCAAGGCAUUUUUAGGUUACUUAAGCUUCAGUGUUACAAAUCCAGUUUAUGGACUGACAAAUUUAUGCUGUAAGAUUUCUUUUCUUUUAGUUUUUGUUUUGUUGGUGUGUAUUUUUGUUUUAUAUCUGUUCAAUGAAAAUAACAAGGCAUAACUCAAGUUUAUACAUAAUAUGACUAGCCAAAAAAAGUAUUCCACUCCAAGAUCUGGAAGAAUUUAUAAAGUUUUUCUUAGACUUUUCACCUUGAAAAAAAAAACACAAAAACUUACCACAUUGGGUGAAUAAGGUUAGUAGAAAGUUUUGUAGAUGUUUUUGGUGCUGAACUAUGACAUGAGCCUUAUAGAUUGUAAAAUAGAGAUAGUUGGAACUAAUGUACAGAAUUUUUUAAACUUUACUUGCUUUUAAAUUCUGUGAAGUUUCAGUUAUCUAAAAUAAACAUACAUGGUUUAGAAAUGUAAUGUUUCAGAUUGCAAGGUAAUAUGUAAUGUAGUGUUUGUAAGAUACUCUAAUAUUAAUUGUAGUAUUUUGAUUUGUACAGUUGUAACUUGUUAAAAUGACCUCAUUUUAAGAUCCACUGAUGUAGAUUAAUAAUGUAAGCUCAGAUUUAAAGAAUGGUGGGGAAAUGAUGCAUGUAAUACUUUUGCAAGUAUUAGACGCUCUGUAUGUUUUAAAAGAGUAACUUAACAAUUGGGUGCCAAGAAAUGGGUUUUCUCAAAGUCCAUUGCCGGCAAUGGGCAAGCCUGGUAAUAGUGGCACAGAACAUUAACCACACACCUUUUCACAGUGAGGUGAAUAACUCUGAAAUAAAGUUUUAGAGAAAUAUUUCA